Messenger RNA from Acanthosepion pharaonis, 654 nucleotides. NCBI's taxonomy places the organism in Eukaryota, Metazoa, Mollusca, Cephalopoda, Sepiida, Sepiidae. The record is from the annotation of a GenBank genome assembly.
AUGUUUUGGUCUAUUGACAUCCUGUUCAUUAUCCAUAUGAUUAUCUAUCCAAUCUAUCUAUUAUCUAUUAAGUCCGUACAUUUUUUCUAUUGUUCUUUCUUUCUUUCAAAUGUACAUCGUUAUCUAUUCAUGUAUCUAUCUAUCUAUCUAUCUAAAUCUAUCAUGUCUGCCAUUAUCUAUUCAUCUAUUAUCCAUCCAUGGUCAUCUACAUCAUUCAUCACUGUUCAUUAUCUAUCUAUCUAUCUAUCUAUCUAUCUAUCUAUCUAUCACUAUCUAUCUAUCUAUUCAUCUAUCAUUCAUCUAUUAUCAUUUCAUCUAUCUAUCUAUCACUGUUCAUUAUCUAUUCAUUCAUCUAUCUAUCUAUUAUCUAUCUAUCUAUCACUGUCGGUUCAUUAUCUAUCAUUCAUUCAUCUAUCUAUCUAUCUAUCUAUCACUGUUCAUUAUCUAUCUAUCUAUCUAUCUAUCUAUCUAUCACUGUUCAUUAUCUAUCAUUAUCUAUCUAUCUAUAUCUAUCUAUCACUGUCGGUUCAUUAUCUCAUCUAUCUAUCUAUCUAUCUAUAUAUCUAUCUAUCUAUCACAGUCUGUACAUUUCAUUCUAUCUAUCUAUCUAUCUAUCUAUCUAUCUAUCUAUCUAUCUAUCUAUUCAUUAUCUAA